UCUGCAGCAGAUCGUAGUUUGGCAGAGAUUCAGAAACACUGAUACUGUACGUGUGUGUGUGUGUGUGUGUGUGUGUGUGCGCAUGUCCUUGUCAGGGUGAAGCGAGGCAGCACAGCUCGACACACACCGCCACAGACAUGAAUCACCUACUGAAAGUCCCAGUUCUGGCCAGCCGUGCCUUCAGCAGCUCUGCCAGACAGCUGAGGAACAAAGUCCCCGAGGCCCAGAAACUCUUCCAGGAGGACAACGGGUUGCCGGUCCACAUCAAGGGAGGAACCAGUGACGUCCUGCUCUACCGGGCAACCAUGACACUGACUAUAGCAGGAACCUGCUACUCUCUGUACUGGCUGCUCGUCGCCUCGAUGCCUCAGAGGAAAGCAUAGAGAAGACGCGACCCCGGGCUCGGUCUAUGGCAUGGAGAACGACGCUCGGCUCCGUCUAACACUACUGUUUGUUGUGUACAAUUCCAUUUGAUGUUAUCACGAGCCGUCCUACUUUCAUCAUGGCAACGAUGAAUAUGUAAAAAGUGUAAAAAAUAAACUCACGCCUGCAGAGUUUUCA
This is a messenger RNA of Siniperca chuatsi (mandarin fish), 561 nucleotides long. It is a transcript of the gene cox7a1, whose product is annotated as cytochrome c oxidase subunit 7A2, mitochondrial. The coding region runs from base 138 to 383 and encodes 81 amino acids. The transcript has 4 exons. The record is from RefSeq and is a predicted model, not a curated record. Gene Ontology annotation, biological process: mitochondrial respirasome assembly; regulation of oxidative phosphorylation; mitochondrial electron transport, cytochrome c to oxygen. NCBI's taxonomy places the organism in Eukaryota, Metazoa, Chordata, Actinopteri, Centrarchiformes, Sinipercidae.